GGCAGCGGGCGGCGGAGGCAGCGCGCCGCGGUCGCCGGGAGCUGGGAGCCCCGGGCGCCCGCUCCUCGGCGCAGCAUGUUCCAGCCGGCGCCCAAGCGCUGCUUCACCAUCGAGUCGCUGGUGGCCAAGGACAGUCCCCUGCCCGCCUCGCGCUCUGAGGACCCCAUCCGUCCCGCGGCGCUCAGCUACGCCAACUCCAGCCCCAUAAACCCGUUCCUCAACGGCUUCCACUCGGCCGCCGCCGCCGCCGCCGCCGGCAGGGGCGUCUACUCCAACCCGGACUUGGUGUUCGCCGAGGCGGUCUCGCACCCGCCCAACCCGGCCGUGCCCGUGCACCCGGUGCCGCCGCCGCACGCCCUGGCCGCCCACCCCCUGCCCUCCUCGCACUCGCCACACCCCCUCUUCGCCUCGCAGCAGCGGGACCCGUCCACCUUCUACCCCUGGCUCAUCCAUCGCUACCGAUAUCUGGGCCACCGCUUCCAAGGGAACGACACAAGUCCGGAGAGCUUCCUUUUGCACAACGCGCUGGCCCGAAAGCCGAAGCGGAUCCGAACCGCCUUUUCCCCGUCCCAGCUUCUGAGGCUGGAACACGCCUUCGAGAAGAACCACUACGUGGUGGGCGCAGAGAGGAAACAGCUGGCGCACAGCCUCAGCCUCACGGAAACUCAGGUAAAAGUAUGGUUUCAGAACCGAAGGACGAAGUUCAAAAGGCAGAAGCUGGAGGAAGAAGGCUCAGAUUCUCAACAAAAGAAAAAAGGGACGCACCAUAUUAACCGGUGGAGAAUCGCCACAAAGCAGGCGAGUCCCGAGGAAAUAGAUGUGACCUCAGACGAUUAAAAACACAAACAGAACCCCACAGAAACGGACAACACGGAGCAAAACAGAGACAGGGAGAGGAGGGGAAGAAGAAAAAACCCUACAAAACAAAAACAAACCACACACACAUUCACGGAGAAGGGGAGAGGGAGUCAGAGAGAGGGGCGGCGCGACGCAGACGCUGGGCGGCAAGAGCGCGGGGUCCUGAUCCGAGGCCGCGCCGAGAUGGCAGAGGACGGAGGCUCCUUGAUGAACACGCAACCCUUGUCUGAAGAGGCAGCUUGUGAGAGACAGACAGAGACAGACAGACAGAGAGAGAGAGAGAUCCAAAGGUGGCAAAGCUGAAGGCGCUCUGACAAGGGGAGCUGUCAGUCAAAGGCCAAACCAGCGAGACAAGAUGAUUGGCAGGUAUUCCGGUUAUCUCGCAGUCCGAUUUUUUUAAAAAAUGAUGAUGAUAAUCAUAAUGAUAAAAGAAAACCCCCAACCAGGCACAGGACUUUUUAUUUUGCACUUCGAAGUGUUUUUUUCCCCAAUCUUUAAAAAUAAUCAGUGAUAACAGUCGGGAUUCCACAUCCAGCCCCAUCCCACACCUGUUCAAAAACUUGAAUUGCAUGUAGCAGUUGUUGGGCGAAUGGUGUCUUAAGACAGAAAGUGCAUUGUAAUUUUCUUUUCCUUUUAAAGACAGGUUCUGCGUGCUUUUUAUUUUGAUUUUUUUGCAAGAAAUGUGCAGUCUGUAAACACUUUUUGAUACCUUCUGACGUCAAAGUGAUUGUGAAAAAAGCUAACUGAAGUAGGCUCAGCGAUAGCGAUCCUCUUUCAGAGAAAUGGGGAGCAGGAUGGGGGGCUGCGGGGGGAAGGGGAGGGUGCCCACAAGAUCAGUCAGGACUUGUACUGGAAAAAAAACCCUAAAUUAAUUCUAUUUCUUGGACAUUCCUUUCCUAACAUCCCAAGGCUUAAAACCACGAACUAAACUCCUUUUAGUGGUUGAAGGUAUUGGCCGAGUUCAACCAUUUGCCGUAAAUAAAGGCCAUUCCAAACUUUCAAUCUAUCUAUUGCAAAAACUGAAGGACUGUAGUUAGCGGGGAUGAUAAGUGUGGCCAAGAACACGGCAGCAAGUUUUCAAGCACUGAGUUUCUAUUCCAAGAUCAUAGACUUACUAAAGAGAGUGACAAAUGCUUCCUUAAUGUCUUCUAUACCAGAAUGUAAAUAUUUUUGUGUUCUGUGUUAAUUUGUUAGAAUUCUAACACACUAUAUACUUCCAAGAAGUAUGUCCAUGUCAAUAUUUUGUCAAUAAAGAUUUAUCAAUAUGCCCUCA
Lipotes vexillifer (Yangtze River dolphin) is the source of this 2131-nucleotide messenger RNA. RefSeq names its product empty spiracles homeobox 2 (gene EMX2). NCBI's taxonomy places the organism in Eukaryota, Metazoa, Chordata, Mammalia, Artiodactyla, Lipotidae. Gene Ontology annotation, biological process: neuron differentiation; brain development; regulation of transcription by RNA polymerase II. Gene Ontology annotation, cellular component: nucleus. Gene Ontology annotation, molecular function: DNA-binding transcription factor activity, RNA polymerase II-specific; RNA polymerase II cis-regulatory region sequence-specific DNA binding. The record is from RefSeq and is a predicted model, not a curated record. The transcript has 3 exons. The coding region runs from base 76 to 837 and encodes 253 amino acids.